Molecule: messenger RNA, 1993 nt
Organism: Gossypium raimondii (Peruvian cotton)
Lineage: Eukaryota; Viridiplantae; Streptophyta; Magnoliopsida; Malvales; Malvaceae
Exons: 10
Coding region: 707-1705 (332 amino acids)
Source: RefSeq, a predicted model, not a curated record
AUUUUUGUCUGAGUAUCGUUGCGUGGAGCCCGGUCAUUGACAGGUCCUAGCUGUUACCGUAUCGAUUAUGUUGAAGGUAGAGGGAGAUGAAGAAGAAGCAGCCACCUUACCCUCGCAAUCUUCUACGCUUCCCUCCUCUUCUACAUUUCCAAUUCCAUGCCACCAUCUCUCUUCUUCUUUUUUUUCUUCUUAAACAUAACUUUCGUUUCAGUCAAUUCAAAAACUAACUAAUUUUGGUUUUGAAAUUGAAUUUUAGCUUCCACCUUGUCAUGGAUUUCGUAUAUUGCAUGCCAGCGGUAUCAAUGGUUUCUCAAACAUUUGCUGCUGAUCAUUUCUUUAUCAGUUGGGUAUCUCGUAAUCAGUGUGGGCUACUAGAAUUUUUAUAGUAUAAUGUAGCGACGGAAGAAGGAUUUUUAGUAGGAAAAAUAUCCAUGGAAUAUCCGUUUAUUCUUUAAUCAGGUAUGAUCAUCAUCACCAUCAUGAUCACAAGGACUUGAGGAGAUGGAGGAGUAGGACCACUGCUGCUGCUUCUGCUUACCCUCUCUUUUCCAAUCCUAAAGCCUCUUCUUCUCGUCACAAAUUUUACCAGGAGGCUCUAAAGACUGCAAGGGACAAGUUCGCUCGGGAGAUCUCCUUCCAGUCUGAAGAUAAAGACGUCUCUCUUGCUAAGGCUUUGCUUUAUGUUGCAGCUGAAGAUGAGACAUUCAUGGUUUUUAACCGAGAGAUGGAUGCUUGUUCAUUCCUCAAUGAAGGGAUAGAUGUUUGUUCGUCAUCUAAUGCCAGAGAGUGGGAUUCCGUGGAGCAGAUGCCUUUGGAUGGAAAGACCAUAUCUGAAUGGCUGAGUGAACUGGAUGCAAUUGCAAAAGAAGUUGAAGCAGAGCUAGUUUCAAGGGACAUAGGCUGCCAUCUGGUUGAAGUUUUGCAGGCAGUCAAUUUAGUUCUUUUUGAGUUAAGAGGCUUUAAAAGAUCCCCUGUUCUUGUAGAUUCUAAGCAUUCAUACUUACACUUGGUGCUGAGUUCUGGAUGUGGCAGUGCAAUUUUGCUUAGCAUAAUUUACAUUGAAGUUUGUCGGCGGCUUGGUCUAACUAUCGUGGGGUCUCGAGUUGGGGAAGAUUUUUUGAUAUGGCCCCAGACAACAUACCCCGAGGAGCUCUUCAAAGUGACUUCAGGACACAGCUUGUUCGCUGUCGUCAAUGGAAGGUGUGUUGAGGACCCUAGAUCAAUGGCAUCGGAUUUAACUGGUUCAUCACUUUUAGGGCUUGAGAUAGCUUCAAACCGUGAUAUUGUUGGGAUCGCUCUAGCCAAUUUAAUUAGGUUUCACUGGAAAUGUGCUUCGAGAUCAAAUCUUGGUUUGAUGCUAACUUCUCCCCUUAGGCAUGCUCAUAAUGCCGAUGAGAAACCUAACAAGAUCGAUAAACCAAAUGUCCCUUUGUUGCGGCCUCAAGAUCUUAAGCUAGCUAUCAUGGCUUCAGAAAGAUUGUUGAUUCUGCAGCCACAUAAUUGGGCACUAAGGAGAGACCAUGGCAUGAUGCUGUACUAUAAUAGGGAGUAUGGCAAGGCAGUGCAAGAGCUUAGCAUCUGCAUGGCCUUUGCUCCAGAAGAAGAGGCGGAGCUUCUUGAACCAUUUGUUGAGAAAUUACACUUAAUGCGGCUGGAAUCAUCAUGGAAAUCUUUGGGACACACAGCUAGCAUGACGGUUAAAUGAUAUUUGGAUAUUAUAACCUUGUAUCUCUCAAAUCCUUAUUGACCGAAUAUAGUUCCAUGGAUGAACUCUGAGACUGAUUAACAUGGCUUUUCUUAGUCACAUGAACAGAUGAACUCCAAGGUAUAGAAAUGUAUUGGAGAUCUGUAAGCAGAUUCUAAGUUGAAUACUCCAAACAAGAGGGCACGCAUUCUGUGUGUUCAUGUGCCACAUUUGUUGUUGUAACAUGAAGGAACGAGGAACCCAAUCAAAUUAUAAGUUGAAAUGGCUAUGUAUGGAGCCGUUAGGAUA